Molecule: messenger RNA, 1044 nt
Organism: Hypanus sabinus (Atlantic stingray)
Lineage: Eukaryota; Metazoa; Chordata; Chondrichthyes; Myliobatiformes; Dasyatidae
Product: cytotoxic T-lymphocyte protein 4-like
Exons: 5
Coding region: 74-655 (193 amino acids)
Biological process (GO): regulation of T cell proliferation; T cell receptor signaling pathway
Cellular component (GO): external side of plasma membrane
Source: RefSeq, a predicted model, not a curated record
CUAAAUCAAAGACUCCACUACAGCCCGCGUCACUAGAAGCGAACAGCGGAUGGGACCGAGAUCUUCGGACUAAAUGGAGCGUUUCCACUGUCUACUCUUCUUGGUAUUCUUCUGGAAUCACAAGUCUGGGAGGGCGAGUGAGCUGAAUGUUUCUCAGCCCGCAUGGCUGGGCGUUUCAAGCACAGGCAAGCCUGCUCUGGACUGCAUGCACAACUCUGACAACAAUACCGAGCUGAAACUAACAAUUCUUAAGGGGAAUCAGAAAUCAUUUUUUUGCUUUGGUACCACAACUGCAAACUCACAGUCUUUCAUAUCAAAUGAACCCCUUCGCUGUCAUUUUGAACGGAUCCCAAACAAAGUCUCCGUCAUGAUACUUGGACUGAACUCUUCAUUGGUCGAUCAUUAUUAUUGUAAGAUUGAGAAAUUGUAUCCUCCACCUUACGAAUCCAGACUUGGAAAUGGUACAUUCAUCUACAUCAAAGCAGAAGACAUGAAAUGUUCUCAGUUUCCCUUCUUCCUGAUUGUGGGAAUUCUACUGCUUCUGCUUCUAAUCUGCAUAGUUUCCGCCAUCAUUGUGAUAACCAAAAAAAAAGUGAAGAAAACCAACGUGAAUCCAGUGUAUGAGCAAAUGGCGCCCACUAGAGGGAGAAAAUAAAAUGGUGGGAUGCAGGCUGAUGAAGAAGCGAUACUACGCAACCUACAUGUACACAGCUAACAAUUCUGGGAAGCACACAACCACAGUUCCAUGAUGAAUUUGAUUGCAAAUCCUACCUGUGAUUGGGUACCUGGUGGGAUUGAUUGGAGGAUUGUGAGAUCCAGCUCUUCACCACAUGAUGAUCUUCACGAUUGAUACUGUGCACGGUGUAAACUACAGUUCACACAAAUUACCAGACUGACACGACUGAGGGCUGCCACCACCGUACAGGACACAAAUGGGAUUUUAUUUGAGUUGGGAGGUGAGUGUAGGGUGUAUCACAGGCUGUCUGUUCAGCAGGACUAUACUUCAUGCUCCGGUUAUGCAUAAUUAAAGGUCGUUCCAUGAGU